UGCUUAGUGUUUUAUUUUGUCAUUUUAAUUGGCUAAUAUUUGUUUCCGACCACCAAGCAAGAAACUUCAAGGAAAAUAAAAAUACCUUGUCCACAAAAAAUCCCAUUCACCUGCAUUCUGAUUCCAAGUUUUACCCAGAGAGAAAUAGAGAGAGAGAGAGGCUGUGCCACGAAGUCCUGUUAGUGUCCACCAGACUGGUCAGGUACAUGGCAGGACUAGCCCUCUUCUCCAGAAAGUGGUUUUUAAAGGAUACUUUUUUUUUUUUUAAUUCUACGACAGUCUGCCAUCCACCCAUAAAUGCCAUAGCUGGCUCUCUCACCGUUUUUGGUUUUCAGAUUAUGCACUAGUUGAGGCAAAGCAUAGCAACACAAAUAUUUAAAUGGCUCCCACAUUUUACAACCUUAACUGCUGUGUUUCAUAUAAAGGCCACACGGUGAGCACUGUCACUGAUGUGCCUGGGUGUCCCUGAGGGCUCCUGCUUGGGGAAAUCAGGAAUGGAGCAGUGUGAGAAGCCAACGUCACACGCCGAGAAAGGAGUCUUAGAAAAGAUAAAGCUUUACCUUCUGAGAAAGCCUUUACCAUCUCCCACUGACCAAAGGAAGUUUGGCCAUGACUUCGCCACCUCCACUUCCUUCCAUGGCGUUCACAAUAUUGUCCGGAACCAGAGCAAAAUCCGAAAGGUAAUCUGGUUAGCGGUGGUGCUGGGCUCAGUCUCACUCCUAGUUUGGCAGAUCUACAGUCGUUUGGUCAACUACUUCACAUGGCCCAUCACCACAGUUGUAGAGGUGCAGUACGUGGAAAAGAUCGAGUUUCCUGCUGUGACAUUCUGCAAUUUGAACAGGUUCAAAACAGAUGCGGUAGUCAGAUUUGGCAACAUUUUCUACUUAUGGAGUAUUGUGUCCAAGGUUUUCGGUGUUCAAGAAAUCAAUGCCAAUUUCACUGACUCUCAAAAGGUUAUUGAUUUUGUUGAAACUCACCAAAACUUCAGCAUUACAGAGUUUGUAAAGAACAACGGAUUUUUCCUCAAUAGAAGCACCUUGUUGGCAUGCGAUUUUUUCGGAAUGCGGUGUGGCCCAGAGGAUUUUAAACACAUCUUCACUGAAUAUGGAAACUGUUUUACCUUUAAUCACGGUGAAAAUAUCCAAGAAAAGAAGAAAGUGAGCGUGUCUGGAAGAGGCUUAAACUUGGUGUUUGAUGUACAUCAGGAGAAAUUUACAGACAACCCAGACCUUGGUUUUGCUGAUGCAGGGAUUGUCUUUGCUAUCCAUCCACCUAGAAGGGAGCCACGGUUUGAUGGCUUAGGCUUGUCCUCACCCGUGGGCAUGCAUGCUAGGGUGACAAUCCGCCAGCUGAGGACAGUGCACCAGGAGUACCCCUGGGGAGAGUGCAACCCGAAUAUGAAACUGCGGGGUUUGGACAGUUAUAGCACCUUUGGUUGCUUGAAGGAGUGCAGAGCCCGACACAUAGAGCGGCAGUGUGGCUGUCUGCCAUUCACACUUCCAGGAAAUAAAAUAGAAUGUGACCUACAAAAGUACUACAACUGUGUCUCUCCGGUCAUUGAACACAUAGAGCUGAAGGCGCUGUGCACCAUGGGGACACACAAUUCCAGCUGCCCGGUGUCCUGCGAGGAGACAGAGUACCCCGCUGCCAUUUCCUACUCCACCUUCCCGAGGCAGAGCGCUCUGAAACACCUUUCCAGGAGGCUGAAUCAAAGCGAAGCCUAUAUCAGAGAGAAUCUAGUGAACAUUGAGAUAAACUACAGUGACUUAAACUAUGAGAUCACACAGCAGCACAAAGCAGUCAGCGUGCCGGAGUUACUUGCAGAUGUUGGGGGUCAACUGGGCCUGUUCUGUGGAGCCAGUCUGAUUACAAUUAUUGAAAUUAUUGAGUACAUAUUCACCAAUUUCUAUUGGGUAUGCAUCUUCUUUUUGCUGAAGAUACUUAAAGUAACCCAAUGGACUCUGCAAUCUCAGAACCAUUCUGGAAAUAAAAAUAGUAUAGAAGAAUGCUAAUAUUCAGUUAAAAUAAAAGUGUAUUUUUUUCCCAUUCACUCCUUCAGAUUUACCAAGGUUAAUUCAUUGUUAUUCAAUUUUAUGUUUGGAGAGUUGAAUAAAAGCCAUUGA
Molecule: messenger RNA, 2123 nt
Organism: Cavia porcellus (domestic guinea pig)
Lineage: Eukaryota; Metazoa; Chordata; Mammalia; Rodentia; Caviidae
Gene: Asic5
Product: acid sensing ion channel subunit family member 5
Exons: 10
Coding region: 450-2012 (520 amino acids)
Biological process (GO): sodium ion transmembrane transport
Cellular component (GO): plasma membrane
Molecular function (GO): ligand-gated sodium channel activity
Source: RefSeq, a predicted model, not a curated record